AGACGUGAGCGAGCCAUCACUAAAGACUCUACAGAGAGAGAGAGAGAGAGAGAGAGAGAGAUGGUGGGACACGUGGGAGUUAUCUCUUCGGGCUCUUGCUUCCCGGCUCUCGGUCGUCUUCCUCGUCUCGCCUUCACCGAACGCAAGCCAUUUGCGACAGUGGCAGCGAUAGGUGAUGAUCCAAUUCGGGAAUGGAUACUAUCAGAAGGAAAGGCUACUCGAAUAACAAGGAUAAGUCCUGUCGGCGGAGGUUGCAUCAAUUCGGCUAGUCGGUACGAUACAGAUGCCGCUUCCUUCUUUGUUAAGACAAACAGGAGAAUAGGGCCAUCGAUGUUCGAGGCAGAAGCUCUUGGUUUAGGUGCCAUGUAUGAGACCGGCACAAUCCGUGUGCCUAGGCCAUUCAAGGUGGGGCCUCUUCCAACCAGUGGUUCAUUCAUAAUCAUGGAGUUUAUCGAGUUUGGAGCAUCAAGAGGCAAUCAGCCUGUCCUUGGGAAGAAGCUUGCUGAAAUGCAUAAGGCUGGGAAAUCUGCAAAAGGCUUCGGCUUCGAUGUUGAUAAUACCAUUGGCAGUACUCCACAGAAAAACACUUGGUCAUCUGACUGGGUUCAGUUUUACGGGGAACAUAGACUUGGUUACCAAUUGAAGUUGGCACUGGAACAGUAUGGAGACAGAUCAAUAUAUGACAAAGGACAGAGGCUAGUGAAAAGCUUGGGACCCCUAUUUGAGGGUGUGGUUAUAGAGCCAUGCCUAUUGCAUGGAGACUUGUGGAGUGGAAAUAUAAGCUCUGACAAGAACGGCGAGCCUGUCAUACUCGAUCCAGCAUGUUAUUAUGGACAUAACGAGGCGGAAUUUGGAAUGUCCUGGUGUGCUGGAUUUGCAGGAGCCUUCUACGACGCCUACUUCGAGGUGAUGCCUAAACAGCCCGGUUACGAGAAGAGGAGAGAGAUUUACCUCUUGUACCACUAUCUGAAUCACUAUAAUCUCUUCGGUUCGGGUUAUCGUUCCUCCGCCAUGUCUAUAAUCGAUGACUAUUUACGGAUGUUAAAUGCUUAAGGGGCUCGGAGUUUCAGAGUAUUUGAUUCAACCAGGUCCAUAUUAGUAUGUAUGUAUGCUCUCCCUAAUUGGGUAGAUCUAUUGAUUGUUA
Rhodamnia argentea is the source of this 1144-nucleotide messenger RNA. Its product is annotated as protein-ribulosamine 3-kinase, chloroplastic. The coding region runs from base 61 to 1053 and encodes 330 amino acids. The transcript has 9 exons. The record is from RefSeq and is a predicted model, not a curated record. Lineage: Eukaryota; Viridiplantae; Streptophyta; Magnoliopsida; Myrtales; Myrtaceae.